GUCGUAUUACAACUUGGAUAAGUCUUUGCUGGAAGAGAAACUUUCAAGCUGAGGCGCGCUUGAAAAAAAUGGCGUCCGCAACUGCAACGGUGGCCAACAUCGCUUCAGAAUUCCGGCGGCCAGUAUUCACCAAAGUUCCUGUUAAUGGCCGCCGCCGCAAUGCUCUGGUUUGUCUGAACUUCGGAGGCGUUGAAUUUGAAAAUGUACAGGAUAGGCUGUGUACGAGGUCCUCAGUUUCUUAUAGUCCCCUUGUAGUUGGUUCCAGAUUUUUGUCCAGACCGACGGCCAUAGCUAGUUCAGGUUUGGAGGCAGCCAUCACAGAUUACAAAGGUGCUAUAACCUUAAAAAAUGCUAAAAUAGUUGUAGAAUCUGAGGAUGAAAACAAGAUACAGCUAAGAGUGGACUUGACUGGGGAUGAGACGCAAAAGGUAUUCGAUCAGGUUUUGACGAAUCUGGCCCGCUCAGCCCCGCUGAUGCCAGGAUUUCGUAAGCAAAAAGGAGGGAAAACUUCAAAUGUCCCAAAAAGCUUCCUCUUAGAAGUCCUUGGUAAGGAUCGGGUCACAAAGUUCGUCAUACAAGAAAUAUUAAACUCAACUAUGGUAGAUUAUGCAAAGAAGGAAAAUAUAAAGGUGAAGGACAAGAUGGUUAACACAACUCAAACAGAAGAUGAACUGAAAGCGUUGUUCAGGCCUGGAAAAGAGUUUGGUUUCAAUGCUAUACUUGAACUUGAACUUGAACUUGAACCUGAACUUGAGUCUGCUUCAGAGGGUGAAAAUUGAGCCAAAAAGGUCCCCCUUUCCAAAUGAAGAUUUUCUCCGCUUGGUUCUUUCUUGGCCCUCUCUUUCAAAGUUUUGGAAAUAUUUCGUUGAAGGAAUAAAUGUUUAAUUAUCCAUAGUGAUGCAUUGAUCAGUAUUAAUGAGUUCUAGUUACUAACUAACUUGUUUA
Molecule: messenger RNA, 945 nt
Organism: Cucurbita moschata (crookneck pumpkin)
Lineage: Eukaryota; Viridiplantae; Streptophyta; Magnoliopsida; Cucurbitales; Cucurbitaceae
Exons: 8
Coding region: 69-779 (236 amino acids)
Biological process (GO): protein transport; protein unfolding; 'de novo' cotranslational protein folding
Molecular function (GO): ribosome binding; peptidyl-prolyl cis-trans isomerase activity; protein folding chaperone
Source: RefSeq, a predicted model, not a curated record